AUGGGAGGGUGUGUGGCGUCUGUGCUGGAUACGCGGAAUCAGUGGAGCCUCGUCGACUUCCGCGAGUACCAGGAAUACAUGCAGCUUGGGAGGCAAUCUGAGCCCGUUCCGGAGACGGAGAAGGCCAACGCUUCCGCCAUCUAUCGCAUAAGCGGAACCUCGGACGAGCAACACAAGAAAGAUGUUGAAAGUUUCUACCAUUUUGAGACAACAUCGCAGCGAGUGUACAAAAUAUGCAAGGAACGCGGCGAUAAGACGGCAAUGACAUAUCGUGUCUUAAAAAAUAUGGAGUACACCACUUCAACCGAUACCUAUGGCAAUGAAAAGAAGCUUGAGGUAUACGUGUUUGAGCCAAAGCGUCGCAACAUAAGCUAUACUCAACUGUGGGAAAGGAUUGAAAACCUGGGAAAGGGAUUGACUGAUAUUGGACUUAAGAAGGGACAAAUGGUAGCAAUAUAUGAGGAAACACGAUGGGAAUGGUUUUGUUCUAUUCACGCCAUUUGGUCUCGUCACAUGAUCGCGGUGACAGUGUACGCCAACUUGGGUGAAGGAGCUCUUGCGUAUGCACUCGAAGAAACCCAGUCUGGAGUUAUUAUCUGUGGCGGAAAUAAAGUUGCCAAACUCAUACGGACAUUGAAACAGGUGGGUAUACGUGAGUCUGUUAUUAUUUAUCUUGAUGAACUUCCUGAGGGCACGGACACUGCAGGUUAUGUUUUGUACUCUUGGACAGAUUUGCUGAAAAGAGGUGAGGCAAGCAAGGCUCCAGUUGCGAAUCUUCCUGCUUCUGAGAACUGCGACGAUCUCGCGCUUAUCAUGUACACAAGCGGCACCACAGGGAAUCCGAGGGGCGUUAUGCACUCUCACGGAAGCAUUGCUUCAGGAUUCUCUGCGUUGGCUUUCCGUGUACUGGACGUUCUUGGCGAGAAAAAGGAAUCGGAAACGUACUGUUCGUAUUUGCCGCUUGCCCAUAUUAUGGAGCUUGCCGUGUUGAGUAUUCUCUUUUUUCGUGGAUGCAUGAUUGGGUUUGGCAGUCCACGAACGCUAACAAGUGCUUUUGCCAAGCCAAGAGGAGAUUUUGAGGAGUACCGUCCUGUCUUUAUCGUCGGCGUUCCACGUAUUUUUGACACUAUUAAACGAGGGGUGGAGGCCAAGUUACCCCCUCCAGGCACUUUUAAGCGUAAUAUCUUUGACCGUGCGUACCAAUCCCGUCUCAAGGCCUUAAAAGAGGGCAAAGACACACCGUACUAUAACGCCACGGUUUUUGCACGGGCCCGUGACGCGGUUGGGGGCCGUACACGUCUGUUCUUCUCUGGUGGAGGGCCCAUGAAUCCCAAUACGCAGGAGUUUAUGAGCGUUGUAUUCGGUAUCAUGGUUCAAGGAUGGGGACUCACCGAGACAGCCUCGUGUGGUGGCGUACAGCUCCCGGGUAAUUUUGAGUAUGGGAGUGUUGGCCAACCACUCAAAUCACUGGAAUUUAGGCUACUUGACACGGAUGAGUAUAAGCACACAGACAAGCCAGAGCCUCGCGGGGAAAUCCUGGUGCGUGGACCCUUUCUCUUUAAGGGGUAUUAUAAGCACGAAGAACAAACAAGGGAGGCUCUUGACGAGGAUGGUUGGUUUCACACAGGGGAUGUGGGUGCCAUCACAUCGAACGGAACAAUCCGCAUUGUGGGACGCACGAAGGCUCUUGUAAAGAAUUCCAACGGUGAAUAUAUUGCUCUGGAGACACUAGAGGCGAUAUACGGAGAAAGUUCUCUUAUUACACCUAACGGUGUUUGCGUACUGGUUCAUCCCAGCCGCAGUUAUAUAGCUGCUUUGGGGCUUACCACAGAGGGUCUUGCAAUGAAAUUUGCCAAGGAAAAUAAAAUCUCCGGAAGCUUUCCUGCCAUUCUUGAAAACGAAGAGUUUCGAGCAAAGGUGACACAGUCGUUUCGGGCGACGGCGCAAAAAGCUAAUCGCAAGAGCUUUGAGGUGAUACGCCAUGUGCGUUUGUUGGCAGACGAAUGGACUCCUGAAAACGACAUAUUAACAGCAGCGUUAAAGUUGAAGCGGCGCGUUAUCGAAGAGCGCUACAAGGACUUAAUUGGGGAAUUGUUUGCCGAAGAUUUAUAG
Messenger RNA from Trypanosoma rangeli, 2112 nucleotides. Its product is annotated as putative fatty acyl CoA syntetase 1. Gene Ontology annotation, molecular function: long-chain fatty acid-CoA ligase activity. The coding region runs from base 1 to 2112 and encodes 703 amino acids. Gene Ontology annotation, cellular component: membrane; endoplasmic reticulum. Lineage: Eukaryota; Euglenozoa; Kinetoplastea; Trypanosomatida; Trypanosomatidae. The record is from RefSeq and is a predicted model, not a curated record. The transcript has a single exon.